Messenger RNA from Ailuropoda melanoleuca (giant panda), 2244 nucleotides. RefSeq names its product chromosome 4 C3orf18 homolog (gene C4H3orf18). The record is from RefSeq and is a predicted model, not a curated record. The transcript is spliced from 5 exons. Bases 551 to 1039 code for a protein of 162 amino acids. Lineage: Eukaryota; Metazoa; Chordata; Mammalia; Carnivora; Ursidae.
CCGGAGCCGGGGGCGCGGAGCGGGCAGGGAGGCGAGGCGCUGGAGCGUGGGGGAUCCGCGGGGCUACUCACCUCGGCCCCACCCCCGCGGUGGGUCCAGGCCCUGCCUGUCCCGGCCCCGGCUGGCGGAGCCGGCGCUCGCGGCUGCGGGCGGUGCGCUGUAGCGGGCCCAACCCGCGGCUCCGAGCGCACUGGGAGGGCGGACCUGGGGUCGGACCCGCUGCCCUCCCCCCGCACUGGCCUCCUGCCGAUCGCCACCACCCCUAGCCUCUCCAGCUGAGCUCGGCGCCCCAGAGAGGAUUAAGUAAGUGCUGAGGUCGCAGCUUCUGUGCAAGAAUGGAGGAAUCGCCGAGUCGCAGAGGCGGGGAUGGGGAUUGGAGCAGGGAGGACUGAGGAACCUGGUGGAGAACGCACCCAGGGGGGGCGGGAAGCUCCCUUUCUCCCAGGAGGUGGCAGCCUGCAGGCAUAGCAGGGGCCACUGGCUAGGACACUACCCAUGUCAGAAGCAAGUUGGCAAGUUGACUGACCACAGGCAGUCUCUCAGCAGCGGCAUGGACUCCAGGAUCCCGUCUGCCAGGGGCUGGCUCAGCAGCCGCCUGCCCACCACGGAGCCUGACCUGAAGCCUGCCACAGAGGGGCCAGCCUCUGAGACCAGCACCCUCAGCACAGAAGCCACCAGCUUUAAUGACACUAGAAUCCCUGAUGUGGCUGGUGGCACAGCUGGCGUGGGCACAAUGCUUCUGUCCUUUGGGAUCCUCACGGUGAUUGGCCUGGCUGUGGCCAUGGUUUUGUACAUCAGGAAGAAGAAGAGGCUGGAGAAGCUCCGCCACCAGCUCAUGCCCAUGUACAACUUUGACCCGACGGAGGAACAAGAUGAACUGGAGCGGGAGCUGCUGGAGCACGGGCGGGACGCCGCCUCCAUGCAGGCUGCCGGCUCUGCGCAGGCCGCACAGGGCAAGACCAUGCUCCCCUCUCAGGGCCCACUGCAGAGGCCCAGCCGGCUGGUGUUCACUGACGUAGCCAAUGCCAUCCAUGCGUGAGUGGCCCGAGGACAGGCCCAGACCUCUGAUGAAGACAUCUGCCAUCGUGCCCCUUGAGCUGCCCCCUCCGUGAUUGUUAAGACCCACUCUCAGGACCUACCAGCUGUUUCAAGGACCCACCUGCUGACUCUCCAGGCUCUAAGAGAGGGCCCAGGCCAGGCUGGACAUCUGGCUACUGAGGUCCCCUGGCCUAGAGGGCAUCCCUCAUAUCAGGAAGUUUGAGAGCCACUGCUGGCUUCCUUGUGUCCUGCCCAGACCCCUCACACCACCGUCUGCUCCUCUAAUGUGGAGGAAGUGGGGGGAGACAUGGGAUGGGAGGAGGAAGGGGAAGAGGUAGGGCAGGGUUCCCCUUUUCAGGGAGAAAUCUGUCUCUGGAAUCUGCAGCCUCCUCUGGAGUAAGGAGGGGCAAUCAACCGGGUCUUGGGGACAACGUGUGAUGGCACCCUGGGAGAAGCCCAGGGAUGGAACACUAGAACUGCCUGGUGAGCAAAGAUGCCAGGAAGAGGGCUGCUCCUACCCAAGGCCCGUCUGUAUUUUGGAGGGUCCACGAGGCCUCCCAGCCACCCCUCCUGGCAGCCGGCUAUUGGCUGGGAAGGGAGAAAGGAGGCGGGGGAUAGAUGUACAGGUGCCCCUGGCAGGUGUGUGAAUGUGUUCAUGUGCAGGUGUAUGUCCCUGUCUCGGCACAGGGUAGGAUGGAGACACUCUGCAUUAGCUCCGCCCUCCAAGUCCACCCCCGCCCUUGACGAGUCGGGGGAGCACCAGGAUAGGCCACUCUCUUUGCCUCCAGUAUUCAGGGACUGAAAGGAGAGGGAAGCCAAGGUCAAGGUCCUGCUGCCCACCGCAUCUCUUCAUUGGGCUCUACAAGCCAGGUAACCCGCUUCUGAAAACAGUUCCCUGUCCGUUGUAUAUUGGGGAUCUAGGGUUGUGGGAGAGGCUACUGGUCUGAGGGCACUGGUCCCAAGCUGUGGGCUAUUUGGGGACAUUCUGACUGUGCCUGAAACGGGGUGGGAUAGUCCCACGGGAAACAGACUUAUUUUUUGAUAGCACAGCCCACCCACCCCUUGUCCACCCACCCGACACCCCUCAGAAAUUCUUUUGCCAGUUUGGGGUAUCUGGGCAAGGCAUGGGACCAAGCCAGACCCCAAGAGCUGGGCCGUCUUCUCCUCUGGGCAUGCACGCACACACAAGCACAGAAGCACGUGCCC